CAGCCCUAGUUCAGUCAGUCCUUAAAUACUGCAGCAACUGCACAGCUUGCCUUACUGAUUUCUUCUGCGAUCUGAGGAAAGAAGUUUCUCGAACAACAUGUCUGGAAGAGGCAAAACCGGAGGCAAAGCCCGCGCCAAGGCUAAGACCCGCAGCUCCCGCGCUGGUCUGCAGUUCCCUGUCGGCCGUGUGCAUCGUCUUCUGCGUAAAGGCAACUACGCUGAGAGAGUAGGUGCUGGUGCUCCCGUCUAUCUGGCUGCCGUUCUUGAGUACCUCACCGCUGAGAUCCUCGAGUUGGCGGGAAAUGCUGCGAGGGACAACAAGAAGACUCGUAUCAUUCCUCGCCAUCUUCAGCUGGCCGUCCGUAACGACGAGGAGCUGAACAAACUGCUCGGUGGAGUGACCAUCGCCCAGGGAGGUGUUCUCCCCAACAUCCAGGCCGUGCUGCUGCCAAAGAAAACUGGCCAGGCUGUCCCCAGCUCUGGCAAAUCGGGAAAGAAGGGUUCUUCCCAGUCACAGGAGUAUUAAAAAGCUACGCUGAACUUACUUAACUCACCUAAAGGCCCUUUUAAGGGCCACCCAAUUAUUCUGAAAAGCGCUAUUUCUAUGUAUCUGAACUGUGGUGGUAGUAUGUAUUGACUUUUUUUGCACAUUAAACCGCUUUGGGGUUUUUUUUUAUUUA
Puntigrus tetrazona (Sumatra barb) is the source of this 680-nucleotide messenger RNA. RefSeq names its product histone H2AX. The transcript has a single exon. The record is from RefSeq and is a predicted model, not a curated record. Gene Ontology annotation, molecular function: protein heterodimerization activity; structural constituent of chromatin; DNA binding. Gene Ontology annotation, cellular component: nucleosome. Bases 98 to 526 code for a protein of 142 amino acids. Lineage: Eukaryota; Metazoa; Chordata; Actinopteri; Cypriniformes; Cyprinidae.